Messenger RNA from Anolis sagrei ordinatus, 2997 nucleotides. It is a transcript of the gene PTPRA, whose product is annotated as protein tyrosine phosphatase receptor type A. Gene Ontology annotation, molecular function: protein tyrosine phosphatase activity. The record is from RefSeq and is a predicted model, not a curated record. Lineage: Eukaryota; Metazoa; Chordata; Lepidosauria; Squamata; Anolidae. Gene Ontology annotation, biological process: protein dephosphorylation.
GGCGUCGCCUGUGAGGGAAGGAAAGGCGGGCAAAAGCGUCGCCGCCUCCGGUCCGGACGCAGCAGCCCCGCCGUCGUGCAUGGAGCGGCCCCAGGCAGGAGGAGGCCGGGGAGCCGCCGCUGGCCCCUCUCCGAGCCAGAACGUGAACCUUUAUAGGAUCCAAAUGUCUGCUGAGUGGAUGACGUGUCUACGGUAAUUAAGGCCAACAUGGGUUCAUGUUUCCUGGUCAUCCUGCUAAGCAGCUACCUGACGUGCCUAGGAUCUGCCAGCAUGACCACAGUACUGCCCUCAGUUGUCAAUUCUUCCUGGACCACAAGUUCUGUGAAAAUUGCCAGGACACAGCCAAGUACCAGGAAGACCACAAGUGCAAUCAGUAAAAAUGCGACUUCUCCGACAGUGUCUCCCACAGUGGCACAGAACUAUACUACGCCAAAGGCCACUGAACUCCCUGCUGCCACAACCAGCAGGCCUCCAGUCACAGAGGUGACGACUGUCAAGGCAGCGGUGGCCACUUCUGGGAUCACUACCCUUCCACCAAAUGCCACGUCCACCGUUCCGCACACGACUGCUGUCGACACAGACCUGUUUCCUUCGGAGGCCAACACCACAACAGCAGCAGCAACUUCAAAAGUGUUUGACACCUCAACGGAGAUAACAAGAGACCCAGAUAAUGAUCUUGGACGAGAUGAGACACCCAUCAUUGCUGUUAUGGUGGCCUUGUCUUCCUUGCUAGUCAUAGUAUUUAUUAUUAUUGUCCUGUACAUGUUAAGGUUCAAAAAGUACAAGCAAGCUGGGAGUCAUUCCAAUUCCUUUCAUUUGUCGAACGGUCGGACAGAUGACAUGGAGCCUCAGAGCAUGCCGCUGCUUGCCCGCUCUCCCAGCACCAACAGAAAGUACCCUCCGCUGCCUGUUGAUAAACUGGAGGAGGAAAUUAACCGGCGCAUGGCAGAUGACAACAAACUUUUCCGCGAGGAAUUCAAUGCUCUCCCAGCAUGCCCCAUCCAGGCUACCUGUGAAGCUGCCUCUAAGGAAGAAAACAAGGAGAAGAACAGAUACGUCAACAUCUUGCCUUAUGAUCAUUCCAGGCUUCAUCUGACACCUCUUGAAGGGGUUCCAGACUCCGACUACAUCAAUGCCUCAUUCAUUAAUGGGUACCAAGAGAAGAACAAGUUCAUUGCAGCCCAAGGACCAAAAGAAGAAACUGUGAAUGACUUCUGGAGAAUGAUUUGGGAGCAAAACACAGCUACAAUUGUCAUGGUGACCAAUUUGAAAGAGAGGAAAGAGUGUAAAUGUGCUCAGUACUGGCCAGAUCAGGGCUGUUGGACCUACGGAAAUAUCAGAGUGUCUGUGGAAGACGUGACUGUCCUGGUUGAUUAUACAGUACGGAAAUUCUGCAUUCAGCAGGUAGGCGAUGUCACCAACAAAAAGCCGCAGCGCCUGGUGACGCAGUUCCACUUCACUAGCUGGCCUGAUUUUGGGGUCCCCUUCACUCCCAUCGGGAUGCUAAAGUUCUUGAAGAAGGUGAAGACAUGUAACCCACAGUACGCAGGAGCCAUUGUUGUACACUGCAGUGCUGGCGUGGGCCGGACAGGCACUUUCAUUGUCAUUGACGCCAUGCUGGACAUGAUGAACACCGAGAGGAAGGUGGAUGUUUUUGGGUUUGUAAGCCGCAUCCGGGCACAGCGCUGCCAGAUGGUACAGACUGAUAUGCAGUAUGUGUUCAUCUAUCAAGCUCUCCUGGAGCAUUAUUUGUAUGGAGACACAGAACUGGAGGUGACCUCACUUGAGGUCCACCUCCAGAAGAUUUAUAACAAAAUCCCAGGGACCAGCACCAAUGGAUUGGAAGAGGAAUUUAAGAAGCUAACCUCAAUCAAAAUCCAAAAUGACAAGAUGAGGACGGGCAACUUACCGGCCAACAUGAAGAAGAACAGGGUGCUCCAGAUCAUUCCAUAUGAGUUCAACCGGGUGAUCAUUCCAGUAAAGAGAGGUGAAGAAAACACUGAUUACGUGAACGCUUCCUUUAUUGACGGCUAUCGUCAGAAGGACUCCUACAUAGCCAGCCAGGGUCCACUCCAGCACACGCUAGAGGACUUCUGGCGCAUGAUCUGGGAAUGGAAGUCCUGUUCCAUUGUUAUGUUGACUGAACUAGAAGAGAGAGGUCAGGAAAAAUGUGCCCAGUAUUGGCCUUCUGAUGGGACGGUAUCUUAUGGUGAUAUUACCGUAGAGCUGAAGAAAGAAGAGGAGUGUGAGAGCUACACAGUGCGGGACCUCAUGGUGACAAAUACGCGGGAAAACAAGACCCGGCAGAUCCGACAGUUCCACUUCCACGGGUGGCCGGAGGUUGGCAUCCCCACCGACGGGAAAGGAAUGAUCAACAUCAUUGCAGCUGUGCAGAAGCAGCAGCAGCAGUCCGGAAACCAUCCGAUCACGGUGCACUGCAGCGCUGGAGCUGGACGAACGGGGACCUUCUGUGCAUUGGGCACCGUCUUGGAAAGAGUCAAGGCUGAAGGGAUUCUGGAUGUCUUUCAGACGGUGAAGAGCUUGAGGUUACAGAGGCCACACAUGGUCCAAACACUGGAACAGUACGAAUUCUGUUACAAGGUGGUUCAGGAAUACAUUGACGCCUUUUCAGAUUACGCCAACUUCAAGUGAAUGCGGACAUCACCCAACAGAAGAGUUGCCUUCUUUAAUACUUUGUAAUAUUCUGUUUGUUAAUAUCCCCUGCCCCUCUCCCCCCAAAGUGUAUAUAUAUUAACUGUCCUAGAGGGUUGGUACCAUAAGAUUCCUAUUAGCUGGAAAUUUUAUAUGUAGCAAAAAGUGUUAGAAAGAAGAUUGUAGGCACUUUUUUUCCAAUGUUUUAUUGGGGAAUUAAAUAGCGUGAUAUUUGGAUUAAUAUUGUCAAACCUCUCUCCUGGAGAGUUGAUGCAGGCUGUUUUUGUUUUGUAAAUCUAUUUUUUUUUCCUUGAGGGAGUAAAGCCUUUUUUUUACAAAACCAAA